CCAGACACGGAGAGUUUGCUUCUCCACCGUUGGCUCCGCCGUCCUCGCGCUCCUAGCAUAUACGCAACGCAACGAGCCAUCCUUCGACUGGAGUCUUUGUGCCUGUCAUGCCGGUCCUUGCAUCGCCAGCGCUCACUUUUCGAGAUGCCGACAAGCCUGGCGAUGCGAGCUCGAGCUCGAGCGGUCAACGAGGAGGCAUCUUCGCCGUAGAAGGCGUGCCACUGCGCAUACACAUUCCGCGCAACAUGGAAGCGGCACAGAGGUCGCGCUUGGCAAGCCUGGUGAAGCGUAAUGGUGGCAGGGUAGAGCAAGGAUUGGACGGGUGUCGAGUGGCCAUCUUUGACUUGGAACAGCCCGUCAAGGCUCGACAGACGCUCCACGCCGCCCAGGCUUACACCCCGCCCAUUCAAGUCGUCGCGCCAGCUUGGAUCGAGGAGUGCGUCGAGGCGAAAAAAUUGCUGGAUGUGGCUGAUGGAGCGUACAACCCCAUCGCCAUCAUGGAACGCAAGCGGAUUCGACUGGAAAAGAUCGAGGCGAAAAGGGAGGCUGAGAUGGCCUUGGAGCAGAGGAACGGCAGCAUCGCACACAAUGAACGGUCGAGCUCACAUGCGGUCAACAUCGGCACUGGCCAGUCUGUGCACAAGAAGAGGCCUAUCGUUGGCCUCCUUCUAGCGCUGCCGAUGAAGAAGACGAGAUUGUGCAGUCGACUCAACCGACGCAGCCAUCUCCAGCGCGAACAAGAGCCGCGCAAGCGUCAGAAACGGCAAAUGAGCGACUUGCGCUGGUCGAGCAAGCUAAUGCGCAACAGUCUCCACUGCAAGCGCAACCUCAUGCCGCUGAACAAUCGGGAUCGAGUCGCGCCGAACUUGCUGCCGCCGCCGCCCCUGCCAGAUUCACCGAAUCGGAGAAAAAAUACUUGGUGGAACGGCUAGCAGCUCUUUUCGUUGGUGAAUUGCAGGGCAGCGGCGGUCUGGAUCUCGACGAAGCAGAGCGAGCAGAAUUGCCUUCCCUCAAACCUCCUGCAAGGCUCUGGACGGAGCUUCAUGAACAGUUUCCAGCGCAUUCGGUCC
Messenger RNA from Ceraceosorus guamensis, 1070 nucleotides. RefSeq lists its product as hypothetical. The coding region runs from base 108 to 932 and encodes 274 amino acids. The transcript is spliced from 3 exons. The record is from RefSeq and is a predicted model, not a curated record. NCBI's taxonomy places the organism in Eukaryota, Fungi, Basidiomycota, Exobasidiomycetes, Ceraceosorales, Ceraceosoraceae.